Dunckerocampus dactyliophorus (ringed pipefish) is the source of this 7925-nucleotide messenger RNA. RefSeq names its product alsin Rho guanine nucleotide exchange factor ALS2 b (gene als2b). The coding region runs from base 214 to 5241 and encodes 1675 amino acids. The record is from RefSeq and is a predicted model, not a curated record. NCBI's taxonomy places the organism in Eukaryota, Metazoa, Chordata, Actinopteri, Syngnathiformes, Syngnathidae. The transcript has 34 exons.
AUCGCAAUAAUAGACGAUCUUUGCUGUUAGCCUUGUCAACAUACGAGAAGGCUGCCACUGCUAGCUUCUAGUUUAGCGUAAAACUGGCUAACAAACGUUUGAAAUACGCGUCUGCUCGAUUGUCAACGUGAAGAAGAUGAAGAGAGAAACGAGCUGAUCGCAAUGAACACCUGAUGUUUUGUGACAGAAUGAUGGAGGAAUAAAAACUCACGGAUGGAAACCCCGAGGAGGGGCUCUGGGGAUGACAGUGAAGGAGAGAGAGGCCUGCUUCACACCUGGAAGGGCUACUCUUACAGCUUAGCUCCUGAGCGACUGCUGCUUCCCCAGUCUGUUCUCCAGGUGGCUGUGGGCAGGCGUCAUGUCGUUUUGUUGGUGGAAGGGGGUCAGGUGUUCACUUUCGGAUCCUUGCCAUGGAAGCAGAGCCAAACGCCAGAGUUUACAUCUCCUACCUUGGAGAGCGCGCUCAGUGGGCAGCGAGUUGUCGCUGUGGCUGCUGGAAGCUUCCACAGUGGGGUGGUGACAGAGGAUGGCGGCGUGCACAUGUGGGGUGACAACAGCGUGGGGCAGUGUGGUUUGUUGGGUCUCAGCUCCGUCCCCAACCCCACUCCGAUCGCUCUGGUGGACUCGGAGUGCGGCCCCUUGCAGCAGACUGUACCGGUGCUGGAGCUGGCCUGUGGGGAGCAGCACACUCUGGCGCUCUCAGCCAAACGGGAAGUGUGGGCUUGGGGAAGCGGUCCCCAGCUGGGCCUCAAUGCCAGCGUUUUUCCCGUCUGGAAGCCGCAAAAGGUGGAGCACCUGGCUGGCAGGUUUGUACUUCAGGUGGCCUGCGGCGCUUCGCACAGCCUGGUUUUGGUGCGCUGCCUGAGCGCUCAGGAUGUCCAGCGCCCCCCCGCUGACAAAUGUGGGCAGUGUAAGCAGCUGCUGUACACCAUGACGGACAAAGAGGAUCACGUCAUCAUCUCUGACAGUCACUACUGCCCACCUGGAUUAGAAGAUGAGGGGAAGCUUGAGGCAUCCUUGCCGACUCCUUUACUCAAGACUUCUCCGUCCGAACCCAUUCUUUCUACCCAAACCCCUGCUUCACUUCCUCAAGCACCUGCCUCUCCAGCAACUGAAGAGUCAUCUUCAGCUGAGGAGGGGCUGCCCACAGUAAACUAUGACCUCCCUGAGGCGACAAGUGCCAAAUGUGUACCUUAUCCAGAUGAGAAGGCAGUCAAAGAUUACCUGCAAAACCUCUUAGAUAACACUCAGGCGGAAAAAACACAAAAGGUGACCACGGGAGGACUGCACACCUUACUGCCAUCUGCCUCCGGACUCAGCACCUCUUCCAACAACGCCCUCAACAAUCUGGUGGCGUCGUGCGCUUCGGCAGUGGGCGAGAGGGUCACCUCCACCUACGAAGCUUUGUCCCUCAAAAAAAUGCUCAACCUCUACCUUCCUGGAACGUCGAGGUCGGGCGGGCCGGUCAGGUUAACCGGGGUGGGUGAGAGCACCCCCGAGCGUGUGCGCCAGGAAGACUCUGCGCAGGCCAAGAAGAGCUCCAGCACAGGAGAUAUCCGCGAAGAGGAGGCGGAGCUCACGAAACGCCGCCUCUCACUCCCGGGACUCCUCUCACAGGGUAGAUACGCUGUUCACCUCUUAUCCUCCUCCUAUGCACUGCUGUUGUCGCCAAGGCUGCUUUGUAAAGUCGGUCGUUCCAAGAUGGCCGCCGUGGCUCUUACACCGUUGGGCGUGUCAGCCCCUGAGGCCCAGGAGGUGCUGCCCACCCUGCAAACAGAAGUGUGGAGCUGGGGCCAGGGCGACCAAGGUCAGCUCGGCCAUGGAGACAACCUGGACAGAUCACAGCCGCUCUGCAUCAAAAGUCUCAACAACAAGGAGGUGGUACGAGUGGCAGCCGGCGCUCAUCAUUCCCUUGCUCUGACUGCGCAGUCGCAGCUGUUCUCGUGGGGCAGUAACAGCCAUGGUCAGCUGGGCCAUAUGGAAUCCCCCAGCACCGUCCCUCGCCAAGCCAAGCUGUCAGAGGGCAUCCGGGUUUGGGACGCAAGUGCCGGAGAGCGACACAGCCUCCUGCUGGCUGAUGGAGACUGCGUCCAGCCCAUCAUAUAUUACAGUGGAGAGCAGGUGAAGGGGAACACAGAGGAGACUGGCACACAGGAAGAGGGGGUGGAGCCAUCCGAGGGCUACACCCAGCAGCCCGUGCUGCUUCCCUUCUGCAUGAACUUGGGAUUUGUAAGUGCCGUCUUUGCCGGCGGCCGACGGUGCGCUGCGCUGUCGGACAAGAAUGUGAUGGGUUUUAUCGCCGGCCUCCAUGAGCUGGCAUCGGCGGAGAGGAAGUUCUACUGCAAACUGUGCAACAUCAAGACACAGGUCUUACGCCCCCUACUUGAGUUUGAAUUUCUGAGUGCUGCCCUCGGUCCGGUCAACUUUGGGCUCCUACAGACGUUCGCCAGUCGAUUCUGGCACUUGUGUCACCUGACUGGGCGGCAUGCUGUCAGAUUGACCGCCGGCCUGCGACACAGCCGCAAUGUUAAAAGCCUGCCUAUCCUUGAGCACCCCGCCAUCUUUCUGGACUCUUACACAGAGUACUGUAGCACUUUGGCAGACUUCCAGGUGAUGGGAGGCUUCCUGACCAUGACUAAACCCUUGCUAGAUUUUUUUGGAAAGAGUCCUGAGCUGCUCCAGAGGUUGGCUGAGUGCAGUGAGGAAAACCUUGCCGUGGCAGACAUCUUGGUGGCGCUCUUCUGCCUCCCCAUACAUCAUCCUCAGGAGUAUGGGCGACUGCUGCUCAAACUGGCCACUUGCUUUGAAGUGUGCUCCAACGAUUACCAGCGACUGCAGGACAGCAGCUCUAAGUUUGAAGCUUUGGCUCUUCUGCUGAAGAAGAGAAUAAAGGAAGCCGAGUACACUUUUCUCUUCUGGAAAAGCUUCCCAGGCAAGAUGACGGACUCGCUGCGGAAGCCUCACCGCCGUCUCAUCUGUGAAAGUAGCAACAAAGCUCUGACGCUGCAGAACUCGGGGAGGUUCUCAGUCAACUGGUUCAUCCUCUUUAAUGACGCUCUCGUCCAUGCCCAGGGUGUGGCGCCUUAUAAAAACCUUUUCUCCACGCAUCAUGUGUUCUCCUUGGCCACGCUGUGGGUGGAGCCAUUUUCAGAGGACAACACCGGCCUCUAUGGGCUGAAAGUCACCACACCAGAAGAGAUGUUCACCCUGCUGGCCAGCUCCCCUACGGAGAAGACCAAGUGGAUCCACUGCAUCAACCAGGCGGUUGAUCAAGCCCUGGACUUAGGUGAGGGACAAAAGUUUGAGCCCCCCAUCUCUCGGAGCGCCACCUACACGUUUUACAAGGACGGCCGGCUGAAAGAAGCAACCUACGAGGGCCGCUGGCUUGCCGGCAAGCCCCACGGCAGGGGUGUGUUAAAGUGGCCCGAUGGGAGGAUUUACACGGGGUCAUUCAAGAACGGGCUGGAGGAUGGUUUCGGCGAAUUUGUGGCUCCGAAUAAGACCCUGAAUAAGAAGGAUCACUAUCAAGGUCACUGGAAGGAUGGCAAAAUGCAUGGAGUGGGGACGUACAGAUAUGCCAAUGGCGAAAUCUAUGACGGUUCCUUCCAGGACGGUUUGCGUCACGGCCACGGGAUGCUGCGCAGCGGCAAGCUCAACACCUCCUCCCCCAGCGUCUUCAUUGGCCAGUGGGCGCACGACAAGAAGACCGGCUACGGCGUCUUUGACAACAUCACUAAAGGGGAGAAAUACAUUGGCAUGUGGCAGGACAACCAGCGACAAGGCACCGGGAUUGUGGUCACACAGUUUGGGCUUUACUACGAAGGAUCCUUCAAAGACAAUAAGAUGAUGGGCACUGGGAUCCUGCUGUCAGAGGAUGACACAACAUAUGAGGGAGAGUUCUCUGAUGACUGGACCCUCAAUGGCAAGGGAGUGCUGACGAUGGCGAAUGGCGACUACCUGGAGGGCUCCUUCAGUGGCGAAUGGGGCACCGGCCCAAAAGUGACCGGCUCCUACUUCAAGCCACAACUAACUGAUAACGACACGGAGAAAACACGUCCGGUGAAGCUGGGGCGUCUGUGUGUGUGCGCCGAGGAGAAGUGGCAGGCGGUGUUUGACGAGUGUUGGACUCAGCUGGGCUGCGAUGCCGCUGGCCAGGGAGAGAAUUGGAAGGCGUGGGAGAACAUCGCAGUGGCGCUCACUACAAGCCGGCGCCACAUCCAGGACAGUCCGGAGCUGCUGUCUCAGAGUCACAACAGAACUCUGGAGAGUCUGGAGGUCAUCCCUCAACAUGUAGGCCCCAUCACCAUGGAGCGAUAUCACGCUGUUCGUCUUUACCUCAUCAAGGCAUGUGACACCUCGCUGCACCCACUCGGCCGGCUCGUAGAGGCCUUGGUGGCAGUCUACAGGAUGACGUACGUCGGCGUCGGAGCCAACCGCCGGCUCCUACCGCAGGCUGUCAGCGAGAUCAAAACUUACCUCAACCGUAUCUUCCAGAUCAUCAGGUUCCUGUUCCCAGACCUGCCAGAAGAGGGCGGUGUCAUUCGAGAGCCCAAUGCUGACCUCCAGGGCGGGAAGGACUCGUGCUUGAAACUGGAAAGCUCACCUAAGCAUGAAAUCCCAAUGGAGAACACGAUGAUAGACCAGUCGUCUUUCCUCCUCAGCCACGUGGUGAGCAGCUCGGCUCUGCUGCUUCCUGUCUUGUUGCCCCGCCUCUAUCCUCCGCUCUUCACGCUCUACGCUCUGGACAAGGAGCGAGAGGACGACGUCUACUGGGAGUGCGUCCUCCGUCUCAACAAGCAGCCUGACCUGGCUCUUCUGGCCUUUCUGGGCGUCCAGCAGAAGUUCUGGCCCGUUUCCAUCUACAUGGCACCAGCACCAGCAAAGAAGCAAGAGGUUCUGUCCAGCACCAAGGACGCCUGCUUUGCCUCAGCAGUGGAAACUCUGCAGCAGAUCAGCACAACAUUCACGCCAUCCGACAAGUUGCAGGUGAUCCAGCUGACCUUCGAGGAGAUCACCAAGGAAGUGCAGUCACUGCUGAGGCAGGAUUUCCUGUGGUCAAUGGACGACCUCUUCCCUGUUUUUCUCUACGUGGUGCUGCGUGCUCGAAUCAGGAACCUCGGCUCAGAAGUAAACCUGAUUGAAGACUUGAUGGACCCAAGUGUCCAGCAUGGAGAGCAUGGAAUUAUGUUCACCACUCUGAAGGCCUGUUACUACCAGAUUCAGCACGAGAAGAUCACAUAACGCAGCAGGCGUCGCUGUUUCUCCCACAACACCCCAUCGCGGAGGCUGUUUUAGACUGACACGCAUACACGGCCGCCAAUGGGGCGCCAGGGAUCAGCCGACGUCAUCGAGCAUUACAUCUGCCGCCGACGCGGGCACACCCCCAUCCCCGGCCACACCGAGCAGCUGCCGUGAGUGUCGUUACUGGCACGGAUGCGCCGUUCCGUAUUGCGAACUGAGUGCGACACUUGCCUUUUUCUUUGUGCCAACAGACUUCAUUUUACCUCCUGGCUUCAUUUUCAGCCCAUCAAAAAAUUCACCAAAACUAUUAUCACCAACAACAAUCAUCAAAACAAUUAUGCACAGGGUGUGUCGACAGGGUUAUCCUUGAUAGUUAAUGAAUGAAUGAAUAAAACAAACAGGGAAUCAGUACACCUUUAGCUACAUAAAAAUGGAACCAAACUUUACUUUAGAGCAGUGGUUCUCAAUUAUUUUCUCUCAUGCCCUUCCACCCCUUGGGGACAGACAUGUUUUCACGCCCCUCCUGAUUUGAAGUGCUAUUGAGAACCUGAUAUUUAUUGAUUAAUCUGUACAAACCACUGUAUGUGUUGCUGGCACCAGCAUCGUUCAAGCAUGAAUAAAGACACUAAUACACCUGCCAACCUUAAAGAAAUGUUAUGUUUAGUCCCCGCUGUCUCUCACGGCCGUCUCCCCCAACACUUCACCGUACCCUCCCCACUAUUUGAGAAGCACUGCUUUAGAGGAUAGAGGAAGUUGACUCACCUGCACCAAACCUAAACACUGUUCAAGCUUUGUUUACUGAUGUUUCCUUGCUCUUAUUAAUGUUUUGUCAGGGUGUGAUUUGCAUCUCCUGUUGUCAUGUUCUCAAAGGGCUUUAGAGGAUUUCUAACCCCUUUUUGUCUUCUCUGAUCAUUUCAUAGUUCAAGUGAACAUCUUUGAUUGCCACCGACUCAAUCUCAAUUUUUAAAACUAAUUUAACAUUUUUUCCAACUGUCAUGUCACUUUUUUUUUUUUACAUGAUUUCCACCGACACUCAUUUAAUGUUUUUUCAACACUAAUUUCACGUUUUUUUGACUCUCAUGUAGGCCUGUCACGAUAACAAAUUUUGCUCGUCAAUGAUUGUCCUACAAAUUAUUGUCGAUAUUGGAUAUUAUCGACCUUUUGGGAGACGUUUUAUGUGAGUACGUCGUAUCAAAAGCAAAUUUCAGAUUUUUUCUUAUGAUUGACACAGGCUCUGUAUCCACUCACUAGUCGCCCCGCCUCCACAAAAAGGCUGUUCAUUCCACUAUAGAACCAAUGCGCACAGACAUGCCGAGUGAACUCUUUUUUCAUCCAGCCUCUGUGGUUUAGAGAGACGAGGAAAUGAAACACAAAUGCGCAUGUCAAUUUAUUGAGGCUGGCAUAAUUAUUGACCUCUAUUUUUUAUCGUUCGAUUUAUCGAUUAUCGUAAUAGGCCUACUGUCAUGCCACAGUUUUUGUCACGAUUGGCACCAACACUCAUUUCACGUGUUUUUGACACUCAUUUCACAUUUUUUGUCAUGAUUGGAAGCGAAGCUCAUUUCACAUUUUUUCGACACUCAUUUCACGUUUUUUUUUUUACUCUCAUGUCACAGUUUUCCUCAUGAUUGACAUCGACACUCAUAUCACAGUUUUUGUCAUGAUUGGCGCCGACAGUCAUUUCACAUUUUUCCGACACUCAUCUUACAUUUUUUUUAAACUUAUUUCGCAUUUUUUCUCAUGACUGACACCGACAAUCAUACCACUUUUUUUAGCAUUUUUGUCAGUUUACCGAGGCCGGCAUAAUUAUAGACUUUGUUUUUCUUUAUCGCUCGAUUAAUCGAUUUAUUGAUUAUUGUGACAGGCCUACUGUCAUGUCACAGUUUUUGUCCUGAUUGCCACCAACACUCAUUUCACACGUUUUUAACAUUCAUUUCACAUUUUUUGUCAUGAUUGGCACCGGCACUCAUGUUACAUUUUUUUCAAACUUAUUUCAUAUUUUUUUCUCAUGAUUGAAACCGACACUCAUACGACUUUUUUAUCAUUUUUGUCAGUUUAUCGAGGCCGGCAUAAUACAUCAUAAUGCAGUUUUUGUCAUGACUGACACUUAUUUCACAUUUUUUUCUUAUGAUUGCCACCGACACUCAUUUCUUUCAACACUCAUUCACGUUGUUUUGACUCUCAUGUCACAGUUUUUGUCAUGAUUGGCACAGACACUCAUUUCACGUUUUUCUUUCAACAAUCAUUCAGGUUUUUCGACUCUCAUGUCACAGUUUUUGUCAUGAUUGGCACAGACACUCAUUUCACACGUUUUCGACACUCAUUUCACAUUUUUUCAACACUCAAUUUCCACGUUUUUUGACUCUCGUGUGACAGUUUUUGUCAUGAUUGCCACCAACACUCACUUCACAUAUUUUCUCAUCUUAUCAGUAUGGACUGGCGCAUAGUUAAGAUAUAACGCUGGUGUGAAGUUUCACCAGUGCUGUGGUGAAUAUGACUUUAAGGUUUGUUGCUGCUAAACUUAAAUGGAUUUGUUAAUGAAGCAGAAUGUUCCCCAUGGAAACUGAGGCUAUGUGACAUUAAUUCAUUAAUUCUGUCAGUAUUUUGUUGCUGCAUCCAUGUGCAACACUUGUUGCCGUGUAAGACAUGACAAAAGGCAAAGCAUUAAACAGAACUGAUGUUUUGUC